Molecule: messenger RNA, 5140 nt
Organism: Linum trigynum
Lineage: Eukaryota; Viridiplantae; Streptophyta; Magnoliopsida; Malpighiales; Linaceae
Source: the annotation of a GenBank genome assembly
AGAUAAUAAAAUAUUGCAUGACUUGAAACUCUAGAAGAGUAUUCAAAAGUAAUUGAAAAAAAAAAACUUGAAAGAACGAGACUUUCCCUUGGAUUGAAAAUCAAAUAUUUGCAAGAAACAGUCAGUCAUAUGUGCAAAAGUUUGAAAUUGAAUAAAAUGGUCUCUGAUGUUUAAUUUGUGAUCAUUUUGUAUUAAGUGCAAAAUCUUGUUACCGAGUCGUUACAAAUUAAUGGUUUGUGAUCGUUUUAAUUCUCUCGAUCAUCCUUUGUCUUAUUUUGGCAACUCAUCAUUGAAUUAACUAUGCAUUGACCUUAAAUAUUAGAGAAAACAUAAGCAUUUUGAAUAUCAAUGACUGGUUAGAAUAAAAAUAGGUUUACCACCUCUCCAUCCUUUAUUUUCAACUUGUUUAAAUAUGUUAAUGUUUUAGUGGGGAUUAGUGGUCAGGUUUGAACUUUAACUCUCGUCAAAGGAGUUGUUCGUCGACAUCAUUUUUAUCACAAAAAAUUAUUAUAGAAUCAUAAUUUAUUUUGAAAAUUUAAUAAUUUUUAAUACACAACAAAUUAGAUCGAAUUGAAUAACCUAAAGCUCGAGUCGAAGACAAAAGCCUCUCGGACGAUAUCACAUCUCGUCUGAAGCAUCAUAAAGUCCUUUCCCAUUGAGACAAAGUUAGUGGUUUAACAUUUGGUGGUUAAUCGUUGUAAAACUGUUGGUUAACCAUUGAUAGAACCGUUCAUGAUAUAUAACAAACAAGACUUGUAUGACACCCUAAUUUAAGAAUGAAGUUAUCAUUGACCAUAAAAAAAUUUCAAAUUCAUAUCAUCAUCAAAAUAUCAAACAAAUCAUUCAAACCGUCUCACAAAUGAAAUCAUAAUUUUUUUUAAUUCAAGUUAAAAAUUAUGGUCCCAGUUGGUAGUGGACCAUGUAAAGUCGAUAACGAGGUUGGAAAAUGAGAAGAGGAAGCAUAAAUAAAAUUAAUAAUUUUGGUUUGAUGGUCUUAGUUGACGUUAAUUUUUUUUUUAAUUUGUGGUUAAAAUAUUGAAUUGGUUGACUAGUUAAACCGUAGUGGCUCAUUUGGUUUUAUGUUGAACUGUGAAUAAUCAUUUGGUCCAUUGUUAACCGUCCAACUAAUGAACCGAACCGCUAUCAUAACUUGUUUUACGGUUCUACAAGCUCAGUCAUUUGAUGGAUAAUUUACUCAUUCUUAUCAUUUAUGCAUCUUUUAUAGGGUGAGUAACAUAAACGAUCAUAAAUUUUUGCACUUAGAUACGGUAACAAAUGUUUGUACUUGGAACAAAAUAGUCACAAAUUAAAUAGAGUGACCAUUUCAUACAAGUUCAAAAAAUUUUACCAUGUUGUUACAAAUUAAACUUUUUGGUGACCAUUUUGUACAACGUUUAAAGGUUUGAAUGAAACCUGUAACAUCCCGAACCUUUUCCUGACAAGAUACUGUCCGCUUUGGGCCUCGACCCUCACGGUUUUCGACUUGGGAUGCAAUUCAAGGUAACUUCCCAUAAGGUCACCCAUCCUUGUUGUGCUCCACACUGAGCACGUUUAACUUCGGAGUUCUCACAAGAACUCCUCCAUUACACCCCAAAACGCGUCAUGCCAGUUAAAGCCGGUUUCCUACUCUUAUGAACCAUGGAUCUCUCCCGUGCUUUGUCGAUGUGACAUUUGCCUAAGGUGUUACAUAAACCAGGCUCUGAUACCACUUGUAACAUCCUGAACAUUUUCCUGACAAGAUACUGUCCGCUUUGGGCCUCGACCCUCACGGUUUUCGACUUGGGGUGCAAUUCAAGGUGACUUCCCAUAAGGUCACCCAUCCUUGUUGUGCUCCACACUGAGCACGUUUAACUUCGGAGUGCUCACAAGAACGCUCCAUUACACCCCAAAACACGUCUUGUCAGUUAAGGCAGGUUUCCUACUCUUAUGAACCAUGGAUCUCUCCCGUGCUUUGUCGAUGUGAGAUUUUGCCUAAGGUGUUACAAAACCAUUGUUAUAACAAUGGUUGUCAACAAAUGUCAUAUAAUUGAUUCUUGUCUCAUUAAAACGAUGGAGACUUCUUGCUCCACAUUAGUUGUCAAUAUCCUUUGAAGAAUCCAUCUUUGUAAAUGGUGGUGGAACAAUUUACCACAUAAAAUUAACAUAAAUUCAUUUAUUGUAAUUUAAGGUUCCUGAAUAAAACCAACUUGUACAUUGGUUUUUAGUAGUGAUAACUUCUUGCCAUGCUGCUAAAAUGAUCUUGCUACAUGCAGCUGGAAUGUCUUUAAAAAGUGGUUGACAUAUUUAUGCACAAGCAUGUGCUACAUGAUGUUUGAUAUAGAACCCAAUAAUAUGAAUGUAAACCCACCAGUAUUCAUCAAGAAGUAUUUUCUUCAUAUUGAACAUUUGUUCAUAUAUGUCCAUAAGUGAAUCAAUUGUGCAACCAAUCUUGCAAACUUCAGACUGCAGGUGGAGUGAUCAUUUAGUUGUUGCAUUGACUAUAAUCAUAAAUAACUAUCUAAUCCAUAUGGUGCAUUGAUCCAAUAAUUUCACAGUGCAUAUACCAACUCACUUAUUACAUUCAUUGGUGAUAUCAUAAUCAACUUUCCUUGAGAAUAAGCGGCACAAGAAAAAUCUUUCAUUGUGAAAUUUUGCUUAUAUUCUCACUAACGAUUUAUACAAAUCCUCGAUUAUAUUUUGCAUCAAAAUUUAGCCGGGAUGGUCCAACCGGCCAUGUCAAUAUAUCAAUUUACAACAUACGUAAACUCCAGGUUUAUGGGUUGUUUGAUUACCUUUUGCUUCAGGAAGAAGGAUUAACUACGAGUAGAAUUCAACACAAUGACAUAUUUUAUGCAAGGCAUUAAGAAUAAGGAUACCAAAAGGGGACGCGAUCGAAGUGGCACGACUCUUUGACCUCAAUUGGUAUGUUGCAGGUUCGUUGAUAACGAUGUAUUUGCACAUGUUUGCACCCUUAGUUCUUAUCCGUUUGCGGCUAGUAUUCGUGUAUUUUUGGGCCUUUUUACGCUGGGUUGUGCUACUUUGUCAUAUUUCAGGUCCCAAACGUUGAAGGAAAGGCCAAGCAUGAGAUUCGGGGCAUAUGGAGGUCAUUCGGUCGAGCUGGGAGCAAAACACGGGCAGGAGGCCUGAUAAACACGGCCGUGUACACAAACGAGCACCCCAGUGUUUUUAUGUGCGAGAGUUGAACAGAUGGAAAAGCAAAACACGGGCUGGCCUAAAGAAGAACACGACCGUGUCCCCGGCCGUGUUAUUUAUGCCGAGGCUGGGUCGAAGGGAGCUCCUGCCAUGUCCAAAACACGGGCGAAAGUGAGUAAAAACACGGCCGUGUCCCUCUUUAGGCAGAACCAUGUUUUGAGCGACGCAGGCGUGUUUUUAACACGUGGCAAAGGCACGGACGUGCAAAAGCAAAACACGGCCGUGCCCUCGACCGUGUUUUGCCCAAGAUCAGGUUUUUGAGGCAGAUUCGAGCCUAAGGAGAGGGAGUCGACUUUUUGGAGCAAAAACGGAGUUUUAGAGAGAGAAAGUGCAAAGAACAAACCCUAGGAGCUAUUUGGAGUGGAUUUCUCACCAUUGAAGCCCAUAUUGCAUCCCUAGGAGUGAAGUUUACAUCCCAUAGCAGAUUUUCCUCAUCAUUAUGAGUAUGACUACUCUGAUUUCUGUUUUUCUCUCUCUCUCUAUGGAGUAGAACUUUCUCUCACUUGGGUAUGAAGAACCCUAGUUCCAUGUGUUAGGAAUCUUGAUUGUAAUUACGUUUGGAUUGUGAUGUUGCUUGAAUAUAAUCGAUUGAAGUGUUUUGAUUGAGUCAAUUGAAGUCUAAUCACCUUUUAUUAAUUUCUGCUGCAACCUGAGAUAGAUAGAAUCUGAUUAGGUUGUUAGAGCUUCUUCAAUCGGUAGUAGUGAAUCGAUUAUAAGAGAGUUAUUCGAUUCAUUGCUUUGUGCUGGAAUCUAAUUCCAGUAAUGGAAUUCUGUGUUCAUUGCCUCAGCAUUCUAUCCCGGUGAAGACUAGUCGUCUGCCGGGUAGUUUGACUGAGAGGGCUUGGUCAGCUUAAGAGAUUCCAAACUACUGUCGUAUCUUCCACAGUAUAAUCAGCAGUAAAGCAACCAAUAGUAAUUACAACUGUGACCUAACUAAGGAGCUAGGGGACUCAUUCCCGAGUGACUCUUCCUUUGCUUUAGAAAACCGAACCAUUUCCUGCUUUCUUACUGCUUUUACCUAAAUCAACAAUCACUCAACUUAGUUUGCUAGAUAACAGAUAUACACGGAGUAAGCAGUAGAUCUAGACCCUGGGUUGAUAAUUAGAACUUGCCACUUUACUUCAUUUCCGGACUGCGAUUAUACUUGGUCGCAGUUUGGUGUUGCGUUUUAGCGUGUCAUUCGUGCCCCAUUGACGCCAUAUUUCGAACCCUAUUCCUUUUUGAUUCACCAAAAGAAAAAUGUUUAAUACACCAUAUCACAAUAUUUGAUAUUUAUGCUUUUGGUAAUUUAUGUUGGUUUUGUUUAACGUCACAUUACUGUUCCAAUAUAAAAUUAUUGGAUACAACAUAUAAAAUAAUAUCUUAGUGUUGUCUCCUGAUAAUAUUAAUCACCCUUGUGGCAUUUUAUGGGUAAUUUCGACCAACUUAAUACACUACCUCUUUUGUUUCUUUCCAAAUUUCAAACUGAAACAAUGAUCUUCUCAACAUUAUGCAAAAUGUACCCCAUCAACAUCCUUAUCUUUCCCCCCUUUUCGACUAUAAAACAACAAUCUUUCUCUUAAUGUAAUUCUACUCAACUCUGAAAAACCAUUCAUCAUCUCUCAAUUGCAUAAUCUUUCUUCCCUUCUUGGGAACUCUUCUCUUCAUAAGUCGCUUCAAGGAUCUUAUCGAGUUUGAGUGAAGUAAUGAGUGAAGAAAUGUUCCCAAAAAGAUCAUAGAUGGAUUGAUUUUCCUCUUCUUUGUGGCAAUUCUCCUUUUAACUGCACGCUCCUCUCAAUUAGAUGAUCCUGACCAAAAGCACUUUCUCGAGGAAGUAAAGCAUCAGAAUCGUAAGCGUGAUUAAAUUUCUCUUGUUCAAUCCAUGUUUGGUAGUAUGAAAAGGAGACUUAGAUAACUUAUCAUGUAUGAUGUAUGAAUUCUAUCAAUAAAAUGAAAUUUAAGUAUUACC